UCAAAUAUUAUAUAAAUUUAAAAAAAGAUGAAUUUCAUGAGAAGAUUCGGCUACUUGGAGCCAAAUCCCAGUGACUCGGAAGCUCUUUAUCAUGAAGUUGCAAUAAUUGAAGCCAUCAAGAAUGUACAAAAAUAUGGAGCACUGAAUCAGACCGGCGAGCUGGACACUCCCACAUUGCGAGUAAGAUUACAAAAUUUUAAUCAUCUUCAAAAUGGCAUUGGCAUCAUUUUUUAAAAUAUGUUUAUUUUUAGUUGCUAUCUUCUCCACGUUGUGGAGUUCCGGACAUAGAAUCUCGUUCUCUUAAUCGAUCUCGAACAAAACGUUAUAUUAUUGGUGCUAGAUCUUGGCAGAAACGUAAAAUAAAAUAUUAGUAAGUUUAGUUUUUUGAAAAUAUUUGUGUUUUUGGUUUUCCAAAGCCUAAGGUGUGUUUUGCAUAAGCAUAGCUAAUUGGUCGGCCAAAAUGCCGAGGGGACAGAUUGUACGAGAUUUGGAAAAAGCCUUUGAUAUGUGGUCUCGCUAUAAUCGAUUAAAAUUCCAACGUGUAUAUGAAACCUCAGCAGAUAUUAUUGUUGGAUUUGGCACACACUAUCAUGGAGAUAACUUUCCUUUUGAUGGACCUGGAAAUAUUCUCGCUCAUGCAUUUUAUCCCUAUGAAAUGGGCUCAUUCGGAGGUGAUAUACACUUUGAUGAAGAUGAAAAUUGGAUAGAAAAUUCAACAAACUUGGCCGAAGGUGUUGAUUUCUAUUCAGUUGCUUUACAUGAGUUGGGUCAUAGUUUGGGUUUGGCUCAUUCACCAGUUUAUUCAUCGAUAAUGUUCCCCUAUUACAAAGGACCUGGACAGAAUAUUUUAGAUUAUGAUGAUGUUUUGGCGAUGUAUGAACUUUAUGGUAAUUUUUGUUAGUUAUUGUUGACCGAAGAAGAACAAUAAAGAAGAAUUACAUUUUUAGUUCAGAGAAGAUUACCUGGCGACGAUAAACUAGAAGCAUAUACUCCUAGACCAACAUCAACCACAUCAAAGUAUGAAGAUCCGACGACGACGGAGAGUACUUGGCAAGGGCCAACAACAAAAGCAAACACUGGGUUCACGUAUGAAGGUGACUAUGAAACAGUUAGUAAUCAUAAGGUAA
Episyrphus balteatus (marmalade hoverfly) is the source of this 1127-nucleotide messenger RNA. RefSeq names its product matrilysin-like. Gene Ontology annotation, cellular component: extracellular matrix. Gene Ontology annotation, molecular function: metalloendopeptidase activity; zinc ion binding. The record is from RefSeq and is a predicted model, not a curated record. The transcript is spliced from 2 exons. Lineage: Eukaryota; Metazoa; Arthropoda; Insecta; Diptera; Syrphidae. Bases 461 to 901 code for a protein of 146 amino acids. Gene Ontology annotation, biological process: proteolysis; collagen catabolic process; extracellular matrix organization.